AUGGGCUCCGUCAAGCGAGCAGUCAGAAUUGCCAAUUGCUCAGGCGCUGUACCAGAUCCUGGUGAGCACAUGCUCAAUCAAGCAAAGUAUGGUCCUGUCGAUGUAAUAACCGGAGACUAUCUUGCCGAGGUCAAUCUAGGCAACGAUGCGGAGGCCUACGCCGCUGGGACACAUACCGGCUGGAUACCAACAGCCUGGGACGGUCUCCAGAAAUCCAUCGAUUUAAUAGCCGAGAAACGGAUCAAAGUGAUCAUUAACGGCGGCGCCCUCAACCCGAGAGGUCUCGCAGAAGAGACUUUGCUUAAGUUGAUUGAACCUAAAGGCCUGGAUCUGAUGGUGGCGUAUGUCUAUGGUGAUGACUGCUUACAUAAAGUGCAUUCUCUCUUGACCAAGGACAAGGCGUUGCCACAUCUGGACAAGGAGAAUAGUCAUGUGCAGCUCGAGAAGGAUACCGAGGAAUUCUUGAAGUUUCCGGAUGAGUUUCCGAUUGUGAGCGCUAAUGCGUACCUGGGUAUGCGAGCCGUCAAGCGUGGACUCGAUGAGGGUGCGGAUAUCAUCAUCUGUGGUCGGGUUGCAGACGCUAGUCCAGUGAUCGGUGCUGCAGCGUGGUGGCAUGGCUGGAAGGAGACUGAUUAUGAUGAGCUUGCUGGUGCAUUGAUAGCUGGCCACCUCAUUGAAUGCUCAACGUAUAUCACGGGAGCCAACUAUAGCGGCUUUUUCAAGCACGAUAUGGAUGAGUUGCUGGAUCUUGGUCUGCCCAUCGUUGAGGUCGAAGCCAAUGGUGAGUGCAUCGUGACAAAGCACGAAGCUCUGAAUGGUUUCGUGAACGAGGACACAGUCAAGUGCCAGCUGCUAUACGAGCUGCAGGGUACGAUCUACCUAAACAGCGACGUCAACGCCGAGAUCAAGAAUAUGCGCAUCAAAGACAUAGCAAAAGAUCGGGUCCGGGUUUCUGGCGUGACCGGAGCACCACCUCCUGCAACAACGAAACUCGCAGUCUUUUACAAAGGCGGCUGGCAGUGUGAGCUGUUGCUGAACGCAUCGGGAUAUGCUACCGAGAAGAAGUUCGCACUGCAAGAGGCGCAGAUCCGGCGGAAGCUGAAAGAUUUUGGUUUGAUUGACAAGUUCGAUGUCCUUGACUUCCAGUGGGCGGGCAGGCCAGCUACGAACCCGAGUUGUCAGCUAGCGAGCACGACUUACCUUCGUGUCUUCGCGCAAGCUAGAGAUAAGAAUGUCGUUGCCAGCGUUCUGGGUGCCUGGGCGACAAAUACCAUGCAACAUUUCGCGGGGUUUCACUGUAGCCUCGAUCUUCGUAAUGCGACGCCAAAGCCAUUCCUGGGCUUCUACCCAGCAGUGAUCGACCAAAGUGAGCUAGAAGAGAGCGUCAACAUUCUUCCUCGCGGCCAUUCCACAGAGUCGAAGAAGUUUGUCGUUGGUCCUCCAAAGCGGACGGAGCGGAUACAGGACCGAGAGGAUUACGGACCAACAGAUCCAGUCAACCUAGCCAGCUUUGGUGAAACAGUCAUGGCGCCAUUAGGUGAUAUAGCUCUCGGUCGGUCAGGCGACAAAGGAGCGAACGUCAACUGCGGUCUGUUUAUUCCAGCUCACGAAGAUCCUGAUGGUGAGAAAUGGGACUGGCUGAGGACGGUGAUGACGAAGCAGCAGAUGCAGAAAAUGAUGGGGAGUGAUUGGAAGGACUGGUAUCAUAUCGAGAGGUGCGAAAUGUCGGGUAUCCGGGCGGUACAUUUCGUCGUGUAUGGGCCCCUGGGACGAGGAGUGAGCAGCUCAAAAAUACUGGACAGUCUGGGCAAAGGCUUUGCCGAGUUCAUCCGAGAUGUGCAUGUGCCCAUACCACGGAAGUUCAUGAGUAGCCAUCGCGCUGAACAUCUGUAA
Messenger RNA from Recurvomyces mirabilis, 1893 nucleotides. RefSeq lists its product as uncharacterized. The transcript has 4 exons. Bases 1 to 1893 code for a protein of 630 amino acids. Lineage: Eukaryota; Fungi; Ascomycota; Dothideomycetes; Mycosphaerellales; Teratosphaeriaceae. The record is from RefSeq and is a predicted model, not a curated record.